GAAGACGACGUCGUAAACCACACAAAGGGGAACUCUUGAGAGAUCUAGGGUUUGUUCCGAUGAGAGAGCCUCGAAGAAACCCCAAAUCGGAACCACAAUUCUUCAGAAUCAUCCCACCGGAGAUCGUAAUCGACAUUCUGUCACGACUUCCGAUUCGAACCAUCGCAGAAUGCAAAUGCGUCUGCAAUUCAUGGCGAGAUCUGCUCCAGACAGCCGAGUUUGCGCACACCCAUCUCUCGAAAUCAGUCGCCGGACUAAUUUUCGGCUUCAAGUGGGACUUCCGGAAUCUCAAAAUUCUGGAAUUCGUCGAUGAACUCGGUCUCGAUUUCGAAAGCCACGAUCUUCACUACAGUCUACUCACCAAAUUCAACUCCUCCAUGGGAUUCAACCAACGCUUUGAGCUACUGAGUUCAGCCAACGGUUUGCUCUUCACCCGCUUUCUAAACCCUAACCCUAAUCCUCUGUUCAUAUGCAAUCCAAUCACUCGCGAGUAUAUCCAGAUUCCAUCCACUGAAAACUCUCUGUACAGUAAUCCUGCAGUAAUCACUUACGGAUUUGGGGUUAGCAGAAAGACUCGCCAAUAUAAGUUGGUUAGGGUUCUACACGAGUACGAGGAUUAUUCGUUCGAGAAAAUUACGAAUUCUGUUUGUCACGUAUACACUCUCGGAGCAGGUAUAUGGAGAAGCGUAGCUUACGCUCCUCCAUUCGAAAACUUUAAGCGGAUAAAUGGGGUAUUUUUAAACGGUAAUCUUCACUGGUUGGUCGACAUUACGGACGCCUCCCUUGGCAUUAUUUGCUUUGAUCUCGAGAUGGAAGUUUUUAGCACGUUUUCUCCACCGAGAUAUAGUGAGAAAUAUGCUGUGGUCCUAUCAGCUUUGGGGGAUUGCCUAUGUGUAUGCGACAAUUCAUCGGAGGAUGAUGUUGUUAUAUGGUUGAUGAAGGAGUAUGGAGAUGAGAAAUCUUGGACGAAGCAAUUUGUUAUCAGAAAAAGUGCUGAGUUUGUAACUGAUUCUGAUUCGGGUCCAGCUACUAUGUAUCCGGUCAAAGUUUUCAAAGAUGGUGAUAUAUUGAUGGUAUGGUUUGACAUGUACGUGUUUUGCUACUCCAACAAGACUAAAACUACUAUAGAUUUCGAUAUGCUUGGAGUUUAUGACGGUGCUCUUGGCUUUGGCGCGUUAUUGCUCCAUACACCCAGUUUUCUUUCGCUCCGAAGUUUCCAGUUGGAAAAUGUAGGCUCGUUUUGAUGUUGUGUUUCAGACCGUCAAUCUGUAGUCGUGUUUCUGACUUUCUUUUGAUGUAACUUGUGUUUGUAAGCCCCUUCCGAUGUUGCGUGUAACAUUUUGGAACAACCUCUUAUUUUUCAUUUUCUCAGUUUGUAUCUGCUCGUUGUUAUGUUUCACGCAAUGUACGGUGUGGAUAAAGUUGCGUCCCGGGAUGAAUUUAUGACUUCUCUGUUUUCUGAUACAUCUACAUACGGAAGUUUUUGUAUGUUUUAGGAUCGGGCUUGAGAUGUAAGGUUAAGACACUAUAGUUUUAUGAAACGAUGUUUAACG
Messenger RNA from Erythranthe guttata (spotted monkey flower), 1553 nucleotides. RefSeq names its product F-box/kelch-repeat protein At3g23880. NCBI's taxonomy places the organism in Eukaryota, Viridiplantae, Streptophyta, Magnoliopsida, Lamiales, Phrymaceae. Gene Ontology annotation, molecular function: protein binding. The record is from RefSeq and is a predicted model, not a curated record.